Molecule: messenger RNA, 639 nt
Organism: Monoraphidium neglectum
Lineage: Eukaryota; Viridiplantae; Chlorophyta; Chlorophyceae; Sphaeropleales; Selenastraceae
Exons: 5
Coding region: 1-639 (212 amino acids)
Source: RefSeq, a predicted model, not a curated record
AUGCGGCGCGUGCUGGCUGCGGCGGCGGCGGAGGCCGGCGUUCCGCAUCUCACGCGACUCGCUGCGGUGUGCCUGCUCGGCCGCCUACAGGACACGACUGCCUCAGAUCUGGAGUCUCUGAUGGGUCAGCCAGAUCUCGUGGCUGCCUGCCUGCUGUCAGCGCCGAGCCUGGAAGACACAGAGGCGGUCGUGGAGCUCCUGCAACCCAGGCUCACGGCCGACGCGGCGACCCACGCGGCCUCGGCCCUGCGGCGCGUGGCUGGGCACCUGCCAGACGCGCGGCUGCUUGAGCUUGCCUCUGACCUGCUGGCCACGGUGGGCCUCAAGACCGCCGCGUGGCAGGUCGUGGUGGUGAUGCUCGUGGAACGCGGCACGGAUGAGGCCCUGGAGCUCGUGUAUUCUGAGAUGCGGCGCCCCGACCUCAGUGCCAGCAUGCGCGUCGGCGUGCUCAAGGCCACGAGCCAGGCCGGGCUGUGCCGUGUUCCCGAGGUGGCCGCGUUCUGGGAGGGCUGCGCCACCAGCAAGGACAAGCAGGUGGCCACCGCCGUGAUCGAGCUGGCGCCUGCUCCAGAGCUGGCGGGGUCCCAGGCGCUGGCCGCCUGGUGGGCCGGCAUCGUGCUGCGCGGCCUUGAGGGGUGA